CGGCUGAGUCAGUCUUUGCACACGGAAAACCGUUACAUUGUCCACAGAGUUCCCGUGCGAGCGUCGUGGCCGUUCUGUUGGCGAGACUCUACAGGCAUUUGUUGCACUAAUUUAUCGUUAUUAUAAAAAUCACACAGCUCUAAAGAUGCGUCUAAUCGUCUUCCUUCCUCUGUUGGCAUUGGUGCACACGGCAGCUUCACAGCAGUCUGUGGCACUCGAUGUGGGCCCCAUCAACUACCGAGUCAAUGAGCUCGAACCCGAGGAGCCGGAGCAGGCGACUCCUAUCACGCUUCAGUGCGACUUCAGCAGCGUGGGGUGGACCAUUCAGGAAGGCAACCUGGAGGAGAUCACCUGGUGGAAGGAGGACUGGGACAUCGGGGAGCAUGGCUACGAGUGGGAGGACAGGGGACGGCACGAGGUCCUGAACUACAACGCCCAGAGGAACCUCAUCUCGUACGGAACCUUCAACAACUACGAAGGGCGCGUGAACAUACAAGUUACCGACAUGGGACAAAACAGGCUGACUAUCUCUCGGGCUAACAUCCGAGACAACGGGACAUGGGUGUGUGAGGUGGAACUGUUCAGUGGCGGCCGGCACCGGGCUGAGGCCACGAUAUACCUGGAGGUUCGCGCUAAACCGACGCGUCCAACCAUCCGGGCCUUCUAUCUGCCAGAGACCAGGGAAGUGAUGAUGAUGUGCAACUCCACGGACGGCAACCCCGGCCCCACGCUGAGCUGGUGGAACAACACGCUGGACAACCCGCGCGGUCGGGAGCAGCUCUUCGUGGACGCCCUCUUCCGGAACUACACCAGUAUUACAGGCUACGAGGACGCAGGUGCGACCAUAAGGUUCCGUAUAGACGAGGAGAGGAACCUGAACGACCGGUACAGCUGUGAAGCUAUGCAUCCGCUGCUGUUCGAGAGGCGACUGUACACGAACAUCACCCUGGCAAGGCCAGGAAUUCCCGAGAUCCGAGUCAGCCCGUACAUGGAGAACAACAUCCCGGUAGGGAAGGACGUGGUGCUGGAGUGUAGGGCCAGUGGGCAGCCGGAGCCCGUGUACGUCUGGAGGAGGAUCGGCCAGAUGCUGCCCAACGGCCAGGAGACCUUCGUCGGGGAACACCUGACCAUCUACGACGUGCAGACCAGCGAUGAGGGGAGGUACGAGUGCACCGCUCAGAACGCGUUUGAGGAACGCAGCUCUGCAACCAGCAUCAUUGUGAGAGCUCCAGAGGGUGAGACCAACGAGGUGGAACUGCAGGUGGAUGACAGAGUGGAUGCUUUACUCCGGGCUAAGAUCAUUGGAGGUGUGAUUGGAGCUGUACUAGCGCUGGUGGUGGUCAUUGUGCUCGUUGUCAUCGCUUUUCACCUGCUCAAGCGGCGAGGUACAACACCAAAUGUUUACAAAGAGCCUGCUCAGAGCCAACCCAUAACUGCUGAAGUCACAAACCUGGAGAUAGAAAUGGAGGCCCCUGAAACAACACCAAAGGAGAAGGAAGCUGCUGAGUACGCUGCCCUAAAAGACUCAGAGGCAUGAUCUCCUUUGGUGAAAGCUGAUAUGUUUGAGCCAUGUUGGUACAUCAAGAAACAAAGUUUUUGUAAAGUAGACAUAGAUUCUGCAUUUUGUGAAAGGCAAUGAUUUAAAGUUUUGAUUUCAAGUCCCUGGUGUUGAUAUAACGCAAGUUGGCUGUGAGUGGUCAUAUCAGAUUAGGCCCUAGUAAGAUGAUAUCUUGUAAUAAGACAGUAUACUGUACACUCAUACACAUGCACACAAUGCUUUCUUUCCUUCUCUCAAGCAUGCAUACUUGCACACAGAAUACAUGCCACAAUGUUUUGGAUCACUAAUAUUUCGAUGUAACACCGAAAUGCAAACUAUUAUUUUCAAUUCUUAGAGUAUCUAUAGACAUUAGUUAAUGAUGAAAGACAGGGAUUUUAAUGAUAAAUUAAUGAAAAGUGCUCUCUACUGCUUGUUGAAUAUCUGUCGAACAUAAUGAAAUUGCUUUAAUUGUUUUUGUUUGUCCAUACAUUGUAUGUACUUAAAUUUAGACAAUCAUGAUUCACAAUAUAUAUUGUUGUUUUACUUCUUCCCAACAUGUGUUGAGCAGCUUAUCUAAAGCACAGAUAGUAGUGAAGCAUUCUCUGGUUAGGAAAAUCAUGACUCAAUAUUGAAAUUUUAACUGUAUUUUGCUUCGGACUGUUCCAUGCAUGCAGCCUUGUGUGGUGUGCUUUCCUUUGAAUGAAAUGUAGCUGUUCUUUGAACACAG
This is a messenger RNA of Branchiostoma floridae (Florida lancelet), 2264 nucleotides long. Its product is annotated as nectin-4-like. The transcript is spliced from 10 exons. Gene Ontology annotation, biological process: homophilic cell-cell adhesion; heterophilic cell-cell adhesion. Gene Ontology annotation, cellular component: adherens junction. Lineage: Eukaryota; Metazoa; Chordata; Leptocardii; Amphioxiformes; Branchiostomatidae. The coding region runs from base 146 to 1537 and encodes 463 amino acids. The record is from RefSeq and is a predicted model, not a curated record.